AACACAAGAAAAAUUAAAACUCAAAAAACAAAAACGAAAACGAAAAAAAACCCAAAAACACAAACCAAUCAGCGCCACACACAAAAAACCCAAUCCACCCGAAAUUAAACUCCCAAAAUCUCACAAAAUUCAAAUCGUCUGGAUCUCUCGAUCCCUUCCUUCUUCUUCUUCUUCUUCUUCUUCUUCUCGGCCGCCGUUAUACUAAUGAUGGCCGCGCUCGGAUCCGAUCAACUGAAGCAGCUGAAGGACAUCUUCAUGCGAUUCGACAUGGACUCCGACGGCAGCCUCACCCAGCUCGAACUCGCCGCCCUCCUCCGCUCCCUCGGCCUCAAGCCCACCGGCGACCAGCUCCACGUUUUCCUCUCCAACAUCGACGCCAACGGCAACGGUGCCAUCGAGUUCGACGAGCUCGUCACCGCCAUCCUCCCAGACAUGAACGAGGAGAUUUUGAUCAACCAGGAGCAGCUCAUGGAGGUCUUCCGGUCGUUCGACCGCGACGGCAACGGCUACAUCACAGCCGCCGAGCUCGCCGGAUCCAUGGCCAAAAUGGGCCACCCCUUGACGUACCGGGAGCUCUCCGAUAUGAUGAGGGAGGCCGACACGAACGGCGACGGCGUCAUUAGCUUCAACGAAUUCGCGACCAUCAUGUCUCGGUCCGCCACUGAUUUUCUCGGGAUUUGAUCGGGUGUGGCGCGGAAAAGGAGGAGGAAGACGAUCUGCACAGACAAGCAUAUACAUUGAGACAUGUCCUCAAGGCCCUUUUAGUUAAUUAAGAUCAGAAUUACCAAUUAAUUAUGAACACAUCUUGUAAAUUUUUUUUGUAUAAAUAAUAAUUUGUGUUAUUAGAAACUUAUAAUUUAAUGUUAAUCUGCAUGUAAUUCUUAAUUCUCUCUCAGAAUAUGAUUUGGUAAUUCGACGUGAACUUUCAUGCAUGGUGAGAGAGAUUCGAGAAUCUGUCUUGUAACCGGUUGUGUAUUCCAUGAGAAAUAAAUAGAGGGACAUAUACCC
Messenger RNA from Malus domestica (apple), 1008 nucleotides. Its product is annotated as probable calcium-binding protein CML16. Lineage: Eukaryota; Viridiplantae; Streptophyta; Magnoliopsida; Rosales; Rosaceae. The record is from RefSeq and is a predicted model, not a curated record. Gene Ontology annotation, molecular function: calcium ion binding.